UGUAUAUUAACCUGAUAUAUUAACAAAUACCAACCCCAUAGACAACCAGAAUCCUUACUUAUCAACUGCUAUACAACUACGCAAUUUCAAGUCUGUACAUUAUGUUGCGAAGGCAUUCCAUUGUCCAUCCCAGCACCAUGACUUCCAAUCCACGCUUCAACAAAAGAACCACCGCGACUGAAGUUGCCAAAGCAUACUCCGAACACAUCAAAGGAAAAACAAUCCUCAUCACCGGCGUCUCCCCAACCAGUAUCGGAGCCAACACCGCCUACGCCCUAGCAUCAGGCGAACCCGAACAAAUGAUCCUCGCCUCUCGAACAAAGAAGAACAUCGACGCCGUUCUCGACAAUAUCAAAUCCCACUACCCUUCCGUGAAAGUAACACCUCUAAUCCUCGACCUAUCAUCCCAAAAAUCCGUCCGCGACGCCGCCGCCGAAAUCAACAGCACAAUCACCAAAAUCGACCUCCUCGUCGCGAAUGCUGGAAUCAUGGCUCUCCCCACACGCACGCUCUCACCGGAUGGAAUCGAAUUACAAUUCGCCACGAAUCACAUCGGACAUUUCCUCUUCACAAACCUCAUUAUGGACAAGCUACGAAAAGCAGCGACCUUGUCGAGAACGCCAGGAUCCACUCGCGUGGUGAUGCUAACUAGUAACGGCCAUCGGUUCUCACCUGUUCGAUUCCACGAUUACAAUUUCGACGGAAAGCCUAUCCCAUCGGAAGAAGAGCCAGGCACACAGGCGAUGAUCGAUCGAGGGAUCGGAUUCCCCGCGUUCGACGAGCAGGGUUAUGAUAGGUUUGUGGCGUACGGCCAGUCCAAGACGGCGAAUAUCCUCUUCGCUUUAUAUUUGCGUGCGAAACUUGCUCGUGAGGGGAUACAGGCGAUGUCGGUACAUCCAGGAGCAAUCGGAACGAACCUCAUCAGAUACUAUACAAAUUCACCCAUCACAAAUACCAUUGCACGCUGCAUCCUCCGAACCAACGGACUACUCGGAAUCGGCCAGUUCAAAACCACCGACGCCGGUGCAGCGACCACUAUCGUGGCCGCUCUAGAUCCGAAAUUGAGUUCUUUGAAAGAUACCGACGGGAUAUACCUCCAAGACUGCCAAUUCGGCUCCCCAGCCGCGCACGCUACGGGGUUUGAAGCCGCGGAGAAACUGUGGUCGUUGAGUGAGGAGCUUGUUGGGGAGAAGUUUGUGAUUUGACUUUUUUUCUUUCCUUUUCCUUUUGGGGGCCUGGGUUGGUUUAUUUUGAUUAAUUAUAUACAGGUGUUGGUGACAUAGUAUAGAUAGAUUUCUUUCUCAUUUGCUUUUUUAAUAUUAAUGGUACUGAUGGACAGGGUUAUGUUGAUAUAUCCUUCUCUCUUUCUUGAAAGGGUAAUAUAGUUACCACAUGAUACAAGAAACCACAUGUGUGUGCCAUUGCUAUUUCCAGAAUUACUAACUGUCGUAAUUUGCAUCCUUACAACUCAACUUCAUUGCAGCCACGGGUGGCGGGCCGUUAACGGACCGCUACCCGGCAUUUAUUACACUCAGGACUCACGUGCAA
Molecule: messenger RNA, 1548 nt
Organism: Paecilomyces variotii
Lineage: Eukaryota; Fungi; Ascomycota; Eurotiomycetes; Eurotiales; Thermoascaceae
Exons: 4
Coding region: 102-1205 (367 amino acids)
Source: RefSeq, a predicted model, not a curated record